This is a messenger RNA of Pteronotus mesoamericanus, 962 nucleotides long. RefSeq names its product G-patch domain containing 11 (gene GPATCH11). Gene Ontology annotation, molecular function: nucleic acid binding. Gene Ontology annotation, cellular component: kinetochore. The transcript is spliced from 9 exons. The record is from RefSeq and is a predicted model, not a curated record. Bases 136 to 930 code for a protein of 264 amino acids. NCBI's taxonomy places the organism in Eukaryota, Metazoa, Chordata, Mammalia, Chiroptera, Mormoopidae.
CACGUCCUCCUAGCCCCGCCUGUCGCAAGUUUUCCAAGAAGCCGUGCCCUCGGUGUUGCUGUCCUCCGCAGGUUGGUGGGCGUGAGCGUAGUCAGCUGGCCCGGGGCUUGUAGAGCUGCCAGAUACUUGUGUCAUAUGAAGUUGAACAUGGCAGAAGAAGAGGACUACAUGUCUGAUACCUUCAUUAAUGUCCAAGAAGACAUCAGACCAGGAUUGCCAAUGCUGAGGCAAAUUCGAGAAGCUCGUCGAAAAGAAGAAAAGCAACAGGAAGCGAAUUUGAAAAAUAGGCAGAAGAGUUUAAAAGAAGAAGAACAAGAAAGGCGUGACAUUGGGUUGAAGAAUGCACUAGGCAGUGAAAAUAAAGGGUUUGCUUUGCUCCAGAAGAUGGGAUAUAAAAGUGGUCAGGCCCUUGGCAAGAGUGGAGAUGGUAUUGUUGAACCAAUUCCUCUCAAUGUCAAAACAGGAAAAAGUGGCAUUGGUCAUGAGGCAUUAUUAAAACGAAAAGCAGAGGAAAAGUUAGAAAGCUACAGAAGAAAGAUUCACAUGAAAAACCAAGCUGAAGAAAAAGCUGCGGAACAGUUUCGAAUGCGACUUAAAAAUAAGCAAGAUGAAAUGAAGCUAGAAGGAGAUCUCAGAAAAAGCCAGCGAGCCUGUCAACAAUUGGAUACUCAGAAGAAUAUUCAGGUUCCCAGGGAGGCCUGGUACUGGCUGAGGCUUGAAGAGGAGGCUGAAGAAGAGGAAAAGGAAGAAAAAGAACAAGAUGAAGAUGAAUAUGAGAGUGAAGAUUUAAGUGUACUGGACAAAUUACAAAUACUGACUAGUUAUUUAAGAGAAGAACAUCUAUAUUGUAUUUGGUGUGGAACAGCCUAUGAAGAUAAAGAAGACCUGUCUUCAAAUUGCCCAGGACCAACUUCCGCAGAUCAUGACUAAGACUAUUCUCAAUAAAGAAAUUUGGAAAUUGC